GCAACCUGCAACAUCCGGGUCUUCUCGCAGCGCUUCUGCUCACCAACAGCUAACGGUGGCUAGCAAGCUGUCAAGUGGAGAGGCUGGGACAGACGUUUCAGCUUCCCCCUGACUUGGCUUUAUAAAUCCCCACGAAAAGAAAACAACGCUAAAUAUACCCGCGAUUACCUGCUGAGAUAAUGUAACGCAUCAAGGUCGUAUCCAAAAGAGGAACCUCCGCACUUGCACCAUUUAUAUAUGCACUGGGUCUUGUGUGACGAUUGCUCUUUGCUAGUUGGCUAACACUUACCCGAAGCUAAUAGCCCAGCAAAGCCCCACUUUCCUCGGUGUAAGUGACCCAUCCCGGUAACCUCACGCUUUUGUCACUGUUGCGGUCAACCACAAUUUUCGACAUUCGGUCUAAAGAAGGACAAAAUGGGAGCAUUUCUGGACAAACCAAAGAUGGAAAAGUACAAUUCCCAUGGUGAGGGUAACAGCCUGCAGUAUGGGCUGAGCAGUAUGCAGGGCUGGCGGGUAGAGAUGGAAGAUGCACACACAGCAGUGAUUGGCCUGCCUCAUGGUCUUGACCUCUGGUCAUUCUUUGCUGUAUAUGAUGGCCAUGCUGGCUCUCAGGUGGCCAAGUACUGUUGUGAGCACCUGUUGGAAUACAUCACCAGCAACUCAGACUUCCAAAGUGCUCUGCAGGAGCAUCCAUCGGUGAAAAGUGUAAAAAACGGCAUCCGCACAGGUUUCCUUGAGAUCGAUGAUCACAUGCGAACCAUCUUGGAGAAGAAGCACGGUGUGGACCGCAGUGGCUCCACAGCGGUCGGAGUGAUGGUUUCACCCAGCCAUGUCUACUUUAUUAACUGUGGGGAUUCACGGGGACUCCUGAGCAGGGGGGGAGCCGUGCAUUUCUUCACGCAGGAUCACAAACCCAACAACCCUCUGGAGAAGGAAAGGAUCCUGAAUGCUGGUGGCUCAGUCAUGAUCCAGCGAGUUAAUGGCUCCCUGGCCGUGUCUCGGGCCUUAGGAGAUUUCGACUACAAGUGUGUGCAUGGAAAAGGCCCCACAGAGCAACUAGUCUCUCCAGAGCCUGAAGUUUAUGCAAUAGAAAGAUGUGAAGCUGAAGAUGAAUUUAUUAUUUUAGCUUGUGAUGGCAUCUGGGAUGUCAUGGCCAAUGAAGAACUGUGUGACUUUGUCAGGUCAAGGUUAGAAGUCACAGAUGAUCUUGAAAGAGUCAGCAAUGAAAUUGUUGACACUUGCUUGUAUAAGGGAAGUCGGGACAAUAUGAGCGUUGUUUUAAUCUGUUUCCCUGGAGCGCCAAAGGUAUCCCCAGAGGCAGUUAAACGGGAGGCUGAGCUGGAUAAGUAUCUGGAAUCAAGAGUAGAAGACAUCCUCAAGAAGCAGGGGGAUGAAGGAGCACCAGAUUUGGUCCACGUCAUGAGGACGUUAGCAUCAGAAAGCAUCCCCAACCUUCCCCCUGGAGGAGAGCUUGCAAGCAAACGAAGUGUUAUUGAAGCGGUGUACAACAAACUCAACCCUUAUCGAAGCGAUGACACAGACUCAGCAUCCACAGAUGACAUGUGGUAACACAACCUCGUACCACUAACACAGCAUAGCGUUUACAAACCACCAUCCUCUCAAGACCCACAGCAGCUCAGCUCAGCAGUCUGUCUUGCCGUCACUCUGAGCUUUUGGUUUCUAAGAAGGGAAUUUCAUGGGAGGAGAGUGAGGAGGAAGAAGAAGAGGAGUUGCAUGCACACCAACCUGGAGAUAGUGCAACGCCAGUCCACUCUGGAGUUCAGGAUCCCCCACCGUUUUGUCUGCCCUUUGUGUUCACCCAUCCUAAUACUUCCCUCUAAAGUCAAACAUAACGAGUGAGUUCAUAAGGCUUUCUUACUUCACUUUUCUGGGGUUAAAUAAUCAUCUUAUGUAUUUUUUUUCUUGCUGUAAUUAAUUUGAUUCACAUUUCCUUGUGUGUUUUUGUAUAUUUCUGUUGUUGUGAAGUGCAAUUGUCCUGUACAAACAGCCUGUAUUUAAUGCAGCUUAAUUUUAAGUUAAAAAUGAAAGAAAUGAAAAAGAUCCUUUUAUGCACUAUCUGCCUUUUCCUGCUCUUCUGGAAGUCUAACCCAUUUCUUCUCCAUAGUGAAUAUUACUGCUUGUCCUCCAGGCACAACGCCUCUCUGUGCUUUUAUUUUCCUUUCUCCUCAGUUAGUCUAUGCUCCUUUUUAAGAAACGGGUAAAUUGUAUAGUUGACAGAACAGUAAGCUCUCUAUAUCAAAAACAUUUAUCACCUAAUUAUUACGCCCCCUCCCUCUGUCUCCUUGUGCUUUUUUUUAUUCUGCACAUGUUAAAAUAACAGGUUUCUUAGUCAUUUUGGACAUGUAAAGUGAAACAAAAUACUGUACCACUUUUUGCUUGACUAGACACCUGCAGAGUGUGCUUGGGCGCUUGUGUGUAUGUCCAUGCACGCAUACUUUUGUAUGAAGGUGGAUCACUCACAAUUUCCCAUGACCAGGCUGCAUUUUUUUAAGGGAAUUGCAAUGCAACACUUGCUGUCUCAAUCUUAUUCCGCAAGUUUCCAUCACAGAGUGUGUGCGCAUGUUCUGUUUGAACAAUUUGCAUUCAUUUUGCUGAGUUUUAGUGGGAUAACAAACUUUUCUUUUUCGAUAAUUCAUUAUUUAAGAAAGGGUUGAUAUUUUUUAAUUUUUCAACUCUGCUAAGCUUUAGGAAAACCUGCGCGUGUGUGUAAUGUCUUUUUUAUGUGACGUCCCACCUGUAUUGGGGGAAAUUUUUCUUUAUAUGGACUUUUUGGCAGGGCCACACAAAAAGAAAUGCAAGGAUGAGCUAUUUUUGCCCAAUUAUUGUGUGUUUGUGUGUCCCUCCCGCUCUCCAACAACACCUUUUUGUACAUUUUAAACAUGAUGUGCUAAUUUGACUAAUGUGAGCACUGACUAUUUUAGGAAGCGUCAGCGUAAGUGCGACCAUGGAGGAGAAACUGUUGGCUCAAAUACUUUAUAAACGCUGUCUUUAUUUUCUCUUUGUUUUAAACAGUUUUUGGGUGUCAGGGGGAAAUUCAUACCAAGAACAAAACAGCUGAUUGUAAUGAAUUGUCAUGGUUGUGUACACCAACCUUUUUUUGUGUGUUUAUUUUUAUGAGAUUUGAUGUGUGUCAACACAAGCCAGGCAGGACACAGAGUGCGGUUUGCUGCUAGCUCUUGAUUUUGUGUGUUUUUCCCCUCUUCGACUCUGCAAAGCCAACUAUAGUCACUGUCAGUAUCUGUAUUCACUCACAAGGCAGAUGCAUUUCUUUAAGAGAGUUUUUUUUUUUUUUUUCCAGAUUCUGCUAUUUUUUUGUCUAAAAUUUCAUUGUUGGAAAUUAAUGUAUGUAUAUAUUUUUGACUUUAACAUUCAAGGAAUAAAUAUGUUGUUUGAGAUAGAUGUUUUUUUUCCUCCCCCCACCAUGGACAAAAUAUAAUUCUGGUUGGUCACUAUUGAAAUCCUGUCUGUUAUAAGCUAAUCUAUAGUUCUGGAAAGUUCUAAUAUGAUAGUAUUGGUAUACACAAAAUGUAUGUGAAAAAAAAGACAAUCUUACAACAAUUUUUGUUUGUAUUAGGUUAUAAAGUGUUUAUUUUUCACUAAAUUCCUUCAUUUUCUAAUCUGCUGUGAUGGCAGAAAGGCAAUUUUACCGUACUUUUACUAACUUUUGGUGCUGUAAUGUAUAUGUGCAGCGAUGUAAACAAACACACAGGGUACAAACAAAUGGUGCCACUGCAACAAAGAAAAAAAACAAAUCAAGAUGGAGGUUGUGUGAUGAGCUCCAGUACAGUAUAUAGCUGCCAAGUAAACAUGUGGAAUUGGCCUGAAGACUUCAAAAGUUAUUAUUGUCAUGGGUAAAAUGUUGCAACAUUGUCACAUGUUUAAAAGUUGUGAAUAAUCCUGAUAAAGUGCUGGCUAAGUAAGUAUAAAUGUCCUAUUAUUGUGUGUGUGCGUGUGUUUUUGUGAGCAAAUAACACACUUAAAAAUGGGGGAUAAAAAGCAAAUAAAACAAAGACUUACAAUUAUGACUUUUGGGUGUUUGAAUACAGUAUUAGAUUUUUUAAAAUAUGUUUAAGCAAAACUAUUUUAAUAACUGCGCAUUGAUAAAUUAUAACAUUAAAAUAGUUAUGUAAGCUUUUGUGCUCGUCGUUGCCUGUUUUUUCCCCCUUUUUUUUUGCAACCAGCUCAGUGGCUUGUAAAAGAUUUUAUGUAUUUAUUUUUCUUUUAAUCUAGUCUUUCAUGCAGCACCCUCGCGUUGUCAGCAUCCAGCUUUGCUGUACAAUGAAGAAAAAACAGAAGUGACUUCAGUAUCUCUUUGUUUGGAUUUGUUUCUCAAGAGUGUUGAUUCUCGUUAAGGGUGGUUCAUUUCACUUAUCUCAAAUAUCCAUCACAUUGCUUUCACUCCCAAUAACAAAUCAUAAGGGAGCAAAAAAAAAAAAACCUCUUGGUUUUGCCAUUGAAAUAAAAUACCUCAUUACAAUUACAGGAAGUUAUUUUGCCUUCUGUUCCCUAGAUGCACAAGUCAGCUGAUGUGUGAAGACUAAUCUUUUUUUUGUUUGUUUGGCAAAAAGUAAAAAAAAAUCACCUUGAAUAGUCUUAGAUGUGUGGAGUGCAGCAGCCUGUGCCAACCUUUUAAAUUAAAAGUAAUCAUAUUUUAUUUAAAUUCGGAAGCAUCAUUGGCUUGAAUAGAAAUAUGAUUCCCAAAGUUCAGGGUUUAAGUACUUCAAUUAGGGUUUAUUACCAAGCCACACUCGAGAGAAAAAACUACAAUGAAGCAGUAAUUUAACAGAUUUAAGGCACAUAGUAGGAAUACUUCUAUUACCUGGAAAGUCAUAAUUUUAAGUUUGAAGUAAUAUAAUAAAUUGGUAAUUUUGCAGGAAUAUCAAAUGGCCAUGACAUGAACCUAUAACGAGAAACAGACAGCAUGUUAAAUGACCUCAUUCUUGCAGAGUUUACAACUUUUUUACUCGACAUAUUGCCAGUAUUGUUGUAAUAUUUCAAUCUUUUAAUCUGACUUUUCUUAUCUUAAAAAAACAAAACAAAACAUGUUUUUCCUAACAUUGUGUCCUUUUUAUCUUAACACCUUGGUCUUUAUUUUUUAAACAGGACUUACAAUUAUCAAAACAUUAACAACUUUUAAUUAAAAAAAUUCACAACAUUACAAGUUUUAUAUAUUUUAUCAUAUAUGCCUCUACUAGUAAUUUAAGUAAAAAAGAAUAAUUCAGAAAUGUGAUUUCACCGGUUAACUUUAAUAUACACCUUUUUAACCCACGACAUUACAACUUAAUUCUUGUAACGUGACACCCUUUUAACCAACGACAUUACAACUUAAUUCUUGUAACGUUACACCCUUUCAACCAUCAGCAUUACAACGUAAUUCUUGAACGUUACACCCUUUUAACCCACAACAUUACAACUUAAUUCUUGUAACGUUACAGCUUUUCAACCCACGACAUUACAACUUAAUUCUUGUAACGUUACACCCUUUUAACCGACGACAUUACAACUUAAUUCUUGUAACGUUAGACCCUUUUAACCAACAACAUUACAACUUAAUUCUUGUAACGUUACACCCUUUUAACCAACGACAUUACAACUUAAUUCUUGAACGUUACACCCUUUUAACCCACAACAUUACGACUUAAUUCUUGUAACGUUACAGCUUUUCACCCCACGACAUUACAACUUUAAAUCUUGUAACGUGAUACCCUUUUAACCAACGACAUUACAACUUAAUUCUUGUAACGUUACAGCUUUUCACCCCACGACAUUACAACUUUAAUUCUUGUAACGUGACACCCUUUUAACCAACGACAUUACAACUUAAUUCUUGUAAUGUUACACCCUUUUAACCAACAGCAUUACAACUUAAUUCUUGAACGUUACACCCUUUUAACCCACAACAUUACAACUUAAUUAUUGUAACGUUACAGCUUUUCAACCCACGACAUUACAACUUAAUUCUUGUAACGUUACACCCUUUUAACCGACGGCAUUACAACUUAAUUCUUGUAACGUUACACCCUUUUAACCAACAACAUUACAACUUAAUUCUUGUAACGUUACAGCUUUUCACCCCACGACAUUACAACUUUAAUUCUUGUAACGUGACACCCUUUUAACCAACGACAUUACAACUUAAUUCUUGUAACGUUACAGCUUUUCACCCCACGACAUUACAACUUUAAUUCUUGUAACGUGACACCCUUUUAACCAACGACAUUACAACUUAAUUCUUGUAACGUUACACCCUUUUAACCAACGACAUUACAACUUAAUUCUUGUAACGUUACACACUUUUAACUAACGAUAUCAACUUAAUUCUUGUAACGUUACACCCUUUUAACCCAAAAUAUUACAACUUAACUCUUGUAACUUUACACCCUUUUAACCCACAACAUUACAACUUAAUUCUUGUAACGUUACACCCUUUUAACCGACAACAUUACAACUUAAUUCUUGUAACGUUACACCCUUUUAACCCUCAACAUUACAACUUUAUUCUUGUAACGUUACACCCUUUUAACCCACAACAUUACAACUUAAUUCUUGUAAAGUUACAUCCUUUUAACCCACGACAUUACAAUUGAAUUCUUGUAAGGUUACACCCUUUUAACCCACAAUAUUUCUUCUCGUAAAUUCUGACAAUUUUUCAUCACAUUUAAACCUUUAUACUCAAACUAGUGUAAUAAUUAUUGUAAGAUAACGCCUUUACUCUUGUAACAUUACACAUGUUUCUAAUAUAACUUUAAAAAUAAAUUACUUUUUUCUUAUAACAUGAUACGUUUUUAUUCAUAAAAUUACCUCCAGUAACAUCUUUCUUUUCACAUUGGCUUGUUUCUUGUUUUAUUUUUGUAAUAUGACAACAUUCAAACUUAAUACUGCCACUAUACUCAUGUAACAUUCUGAUAUUUACAUAACAUGUCCUUUCUCUAAAAAUAUGACUUUAUUCUCAUAACAUAACAUGACAAUUCAUUUUUGUAAAAAAUACCUCCAGUAACAUUGCAAUCUUUCUUGUUAGGUUAUUUUUGUAAUAUUACGAUUUUUAUACUUAAUACUGCCACUACUGCCAUAACAUUGUGACGUAAUAUUUUUUACAUACGUUGUGUCCUUUCUUUAAAAAUGACGUCGGUCUGCUCACAUGAUGUUGUUCUUAUAACAUUACAGUACUUAAUUUUUGUAACAGUACACCUUUUACUUGUAAUACUGCCACUAUAGUCCCGUAACAUGGCGACUAUUCUCAAGGAUUCAAGGAGCUUUAUUGCUUCUUUUCAUAACAUUGUGACUUUUUUACUUUUCUUUUUGCAUUAUAACUUUGUUUUUGUAACAUUACCACGUUAUUUUCGUAACAUUCUGACUUGCUUGUCUUACUGCCACAAUUUAACAUUGUGACUAUUCUUGCGGAAUUACAUUUUUUCUAUAGGCUGUCAAAAAUAAAAGCGUUGUUUCAUGUGAUAAAUCACACAAAUGUUUGCAUUAAUCAUGUUUUUAAACAGAUGAAUCACACAUACAGUAUAUGUGCUCCUUUGCCAUGGUUACCUGGAAGGCAGCAUUGGUUUUAAUCGGUCAGUGAUGUGCUGGUUGGCAAAUUUCACUCCAAAAUGCUCCCUGACUGGACUUUAGAUAAAACUGUUACCAAGUUUUGAACAAAUAAAUGACAUGCAUUCAAGUAAAACAUGUUAAAAAAAAAUCUGGCAACACAAUUACAUGUGUGUGCAAAUAUUGGGGUCUUUUUUUUAACUUAAUUGAAAUCAUGCAAACAAGUAAUAACCUGUGAUUAAUUAAAAUUCAAAUGUGUGAUUAAUCAUUUGGCAGCACAAUUUUUUUCAUAAAAUUGCGACUUUUCUCUAAGUAUGCAGGGCUUUGUACUUGUAACUUUACGAUUUUAGUUUCACAACAUUACGACUUUUACACCUGCAAUAAUGCCUCUAUUACAGCAAUAUUGCAACUAUUCGUGCAGCCAGUGAUGUGCGAUACUGCUGAUUUUCAAUUCCGAUCCGAUACCGAGUAAAUUCAGGCUAGUAUCGGCAAUACAGAUCCUAUACCGAUACUUUAUGCAAAUAUACUUUAUGUGUCUGGUAAAAUAAAACAAAUAGUGUAAUCGAAAUGUUGCUUAUCCCGUGGCAUCAUCUUCAAACGAUAUAAAAUCGAAAGAGAAGCUGGCGUCAUCCUGCACUGACUGCGUUAUUUAUAUUCAACUUUUUACUAUGCAGUGUCUCCAACUAGUGUCACACAAAAGGAUACACACACUUGCCGUUUUAGAAUACUGAGUGACUCAUUUUAAUUGCCAAUAUGUUUUUUAAUUAAACGGUUUGCAAUGGCUGUUUUAUUGCAAUUGCUAUGUAUAAUUUAAUGGCGCCUUGAUUAUAAAUUAUUUAGGAAACUUAACGUGAAUAAAUAUAUAAUCUUUUUUUGCCUAUGUGAGAUUAGUGUAUUUUAUAUGUAUAUUUUUUUUCUUACCAAUCACGUUUCAUUUAUCUCAAUGGUUUAGUUACUUUACAUAGUGUUAUGGUUAAUGAUAUAUAUUAUCUCAAAUAACUUAAGUCCUAUUAUUUUGAUUUGAAAAUCGAUAUUGGAACAUAAAGAUUUGGUAUCAGCAGUAUUGAUAUUUCAGUAUGGAUCCGCACAUCAUUACUUACAGCAUUACGAUAUGUUCUUUAAACUUUUCUCUAAAUAUUUGAUUUCAUUCCGGUAAUAUCAGGCUUUGUUCUUUUUUGUGGUCAUUAGAAAUGUUUUUUUCCUUUUCAGUGUGGCUGUAGAACUACUUGGAGGAUAAUAUACAGUAGGUGUGAAUACGUAAGGUAGUCAUAUGCACGGUAUUCAGAAAAUGGAAAUGUACAUAAAAAGACUUGGCAUAGUUGCCUGGACAGAUCGUCUUAUUUCUUCUAAGAAGCAUGUGCAGGCAAAUAUAAGGAGAUUUGAAUUGUAUUGCUUGAACAUAUCAAUGUUCUUUGUUGUGUGACCCCUUAGCGCAGUGGUUCAUUUGCACCGCCUCGCCCCAGCCUCACAUGUCAUGAAUAAGCUCACCGAUUUGCCUUACCCUUAUGUCAUGUUGUUCCCUAAAAUACCUGUUGAACGCUGCUGGUGUUCAUGCUAAGGUUCUUAAGUUAUCAAACUCUUCUCUGUUUGCCCCCUGCUGCUGUGUCAUACGUUCCAUGUGUUCUAAUUGCAUUGCAAGUGUCUGGUUACCUUAAGGAAUAGCUGUCGAUGAAUAUUGUCAAUGUUGAUUCACUUCUGUUACCAUAAUUGUAUGUUUGUAUGCUGUUUCAGUGCCAAUGGAAUGACCAAAAAAAGGAUACAAUUGUAUUAUUUGUGUUGAUCGAACAAAUUGCAUUUCUGGCUUGUGGAUUGAUGCAUUUCUCUCUUUGCCCCUUCCUUUUUCUACCCUUCCUACUUUCUUUCUUUGUUUCUUUUUAUAGCCUUUCAAGUUGGAAUAAGUUUUCUAGUUUGCAGAAUGUAUUACCAAAUAAAUGGGUUGUUGUCA
Entelurus aequoreus (snake pipefish) is the source of this 9502-nucleotide messenger RNA. RefSeq names its product protein phosphatase, Mg2+/Mn2+ dependent, 1Aa (gene ppm1aa). Gene Ontology annotation, molecular function: manganese ion binding; magnesium ion binding; protein serine/threonine phosphatase activity. The record is from RefSeq and is a predicted model, not a curated record. The transcript has 6 exons. Bases 415 to 1569 code for a protein of 384 amino acids. Gene Ontology annotation, biological process: positive regulation of canonical Wnt signaling pathway; negative regulation of canonical NF-kappaB signal transduction; positive regulation of canonical NF-kappaB signal transduction. Gene Ontology annotation, cellular component: nucleus; cytosol. NCBI's taxonomy places the organism in Eukaryota, Metazoa, Chordata, Actinopteri, Syngnathiformes, Syngnathidae.